UGUACUGUCUGUGAUCUGUCUUCAGUCUUGUAAAUUGUCACUUGCUAUUUCAAGAAAAAGAUCGCGCUCUGCGCCGUUUUCAACUACGAACGAAAAAUCGAACUAUCGCUAUAUUUUUAUUUUUAAGAAUUAAUUUGUUGUGUAACAUUGUGAAACAUUUUAGUAUAUUUUGUGUGUUUUGAAAACAUUACAUAAUGCCGCUCCUAAGGCUUACGUCUGGCACUUUUGGGCAGCUGCGUACCUUCGCUACGUCAUCAGCCCUUGGAAAGAGAGUGAAAACUUUCGCAGUAUAUCGUUGGAACCCUGAUGAGCCCGACAAGAAGCCGUAUACACAAAAUUAUGAGGUGGAUUUAGAUGACUGCGCGCCUAUGGUGCUCGAUGCUCUUUUGAAGAUUAAAAAUGAAAUAGACCCCACCCUGACCUUUAGGAGGUCUUGCCGCGAGGGAGUGUGUGGCUCAUGCGCUAUGAACAUCGACGGAGUGAACACUCUCGCAUGCAUCAGUCAUAUCGAUAAGAAUGUGUCGAAGCCCACAAAGAUUUAUCCUCUCCCGCACAUGUAUGUGGUCAAGGAUCUGGUUCCAGAUUUGACUAACUUCUAUAAGCAGUACCAGUCGAUAGAGCCUUGGCUACAGCGUGAUAAGGAGGCUGUGAAAGGUAAGGAGACCCAGUUGCUCCAGGACGUAGAAGACAGAGCUAAACUGGACGGUCUCUAUGAGUGUGUACUCUGUGCAUGCUGUUCGACCAGUUGCCCCUCGUAUUGGUGGAACGGUGAUAAGUACUUGGGCCCUGCAGUGCUCAUGCAGGCAUACAGAUGGAUCAUUGAUUCCCGUGAUGACGCAACAGGUAAACGUCUUUCAAAGUUGAAGGACACAUACUCUGUAUACCGCUGCCACACAAUCAUGAACUGCACAAGGACUUGCCCGAAAGGAUUGAACCCAGGACGUGCUAUUGCACAGAUCAAGACAUUGUUAUCAGGCAUGGUCAAGAAACAGGCUCCGAUUAUGGACCCGGCAGGUUUAGAAAAACAGGCAGCGCACAACUGAUUUUCAGAGAAACCAGAUAAUUAACUUAAAAUCCUUUUGUUUCAAAUUGACAAUAAGAUAAUGCAGAUAAGAGUAAUUUAUUAUCAUUUUAGUUUAUUUAUUAUCUUGACUGAAUUGUGAUCUAUGCAUGGAAAAAUUUAGUAUUGACCUAGCUUAACCUUCAACUUUAUCAGUUAUAAAUUCUUGACCUCAACUGGUUGAUCUUAUUUUAUCAAAUAUUUGUAUGGAUAUGUAAUAAAAGAUGAUAUUAUAUAGUCAAAGUAUUAAAAAUGUAUUAUCGUGCCACAUUCAUCCAAAUCUAAAUUACACUCAUUUUAAAGUAUUAUAACAUUCUGAAUUAAAUUAUUGUCAUGUAGCUUGUAUAUGUUUUAGUUUAUUGAAUAAAGAUAACUUUCAAACAA
Molecule: messenger RNA, 1444 nt
Organism: Colias croceus (clouded yellow)
Lineage: Eukaryota; Metazoa; Arthropoda; Insecta; Lepidoptera; Pieridae
Gene: SdhB
Product: succinate dehydrogenase [ubiquinone] iron-sulfur subunit, mitochondrial
Exons: 1
Coding region: 195-1043 (282 amino acids)
Biological process (GO): respiratory electron transport chain; aerobic respiration; tricarboxylic acid cycle
Cellular component (GO): mitochondrial membrane
Molecular function (GO): electron transfer activity; 2 iron, 2 sulfur cluster binding
Source: RefSeq, a predicted model, not a curated record